AGCAUUUAGAGUACAAAAGAAAUGUAUCAGGGCACUCUUCGGUGUGGAUAUGCUCCACAGCUGCAGACCCCUGUUCACAUCUUUAAAAGUAUUGCCACUACCUAGCUUAUAUAUUUUCGAAAUGUGUAUGUUUGUAAAAAAAAAUCCAGAACAAUUUAUAAGCUAUAGAUCAAUAAAAAAUUUGAACACCAGGUACAAAUACAAGCUAUGUAUACCUAUGCAGAGGCACAAAGUUACCAGCAAAAAUGUAUACUGCAUGGCGGUAACUUUAUUCAAUCACCUACCUGAAUACAUAAAAAAAUUAGCUGUAAAUAAAUUUAGGAAGACAUUAUUUGAUUUAUUAAUGAAAAAGUUGUACUAUAGCGUCAAUGACUACAUGAAUGAAAAACUUAAAUAGGGACAUUGACCAUAAAAGUGACAUUUAUAUUGACAUUUUUUAUUGACAUUUAUAUUAACAUUAAUUAAUUUGAACUUUGUUUUAUUUUUAUUGUUUGUAAAUUUGUAAUUUGUAAAUUAAUUUGUAUGAUCUGUUAACUUUUGCACGCCAACUAUGGCAGGAUAUGUGUUAAAAUAUAAUAUAAGACCUAUGUAAAUGUACCAUAUUCUGGCGAAAUAAAAUUGAUUGAUUGAUUGAUUGAUUGAUUGAGUAAAUUUAUGUUCCCUUUAAGACAAAAAUCGUCUUUAACGACUUAAAAAAAAGCGUGUGAUGUUUUCAAAAAAUAGCCAUAUAAUUCUGAUAUGGACAAUUUAUUUUACUACUGGUGCAAUUUGUUUCGAAGAAAAACAAAAUGUUCAAUACGGGACUAAUGUUACUACUUUGUAUCCCGUUAAAAAUAUUUUUAAUGAUAUAAAUAAAAAUGAAACUAGAAAUGGAAGAGAAGGUUCAACUCUGUUAGAAACGAACUCUUCCAAAGAAUUUGAUAGGUCUACUUCCGAAGAAGAUAUGAAGACCACGCAGUGUGAAAAUGGUAAUGGAACAGAUUCGAAUAAUAAAAAUGUUGAUAAAGAAAAGUCUAAGGUGCAGAAAAUAGACAUGGCCAAUUGGAAAAUUGAUUCAUUUUUCACACCUGCAAAGCAAGAAAGACAACAAAAUAUUAGUGCAGAAAAUAAAACUAAUUCAGAUAUUAGAUCUCUCGAUUCCGCAGUCAAAGAAUUUAAGCCAAGUCCUCAACUGGGGAAUUUCUUCAGUGAAGAUGCCUUCGUUGUACCGACGGAAGAAACAAUAAGUUCAUUUUCUCCAAUGAGUAAUCCGUCACUAUAUUUUGGAUCUCCAGGAGAUUUUUACAAACUAAACUACAAACCACCCAUUACUUAUGCAGAUCAGAUUGAUACACCUUACAAAUUUGAAAACACGGUACCGUCAAGAGCUAAGGACUCCAAAUAUAGCUCCAGGAUAGAACCCAAAGGAAAUGUGGAAGCACCAGCAAAGAUACCAGCAGGAGGACUGUAUAAGCUUCCCGACCCGUUUAAGGAAAAGCCAAGCACAGAUAGCGACGACGAUGAUUUCGGAUUGGAUUUUAAUGAUGAAGAGAAAAAUACAAAGGAGAAUCCUGUUAAAAAACGUGGUAACCCCUGGAAAGGUCUACUACACCUGGCGACGGCGCUGCUGCCCAUCGGCAUCAUCCUGUCGGCGCUGACGCCCAACAUCAUCACCCUGGAUAACACCGACAAUGACAACCGCUACCCGAACCGCUACAGUCGGCGCGCGGGGGUGGUGCACCCGCCGUCUGUCAGCGAGGCUUGCAGGCGACGGCUGCUGUGUGAACUACAUUCUGAGGCCAACUACAGCAAACGGUUAUCCGGAAGGAAGCAAUGCUACAAGAUCCACUGCGACGAGCCGCAGGCGUUGAGCAGAGUGCUGAGUUGGCUGCUGCAGCACAACCGGGAGCAUGGUCGCCCGCCGCAGGACAGACGAGGAUACAUCACGUGACAUGGUCGACAUACGUACUGACUAUCCAACAUAAUGGUCAAUUACAUCUUUUAUUAAUGACACCAAAGCUAAAUGUUUUUGCCUGACUUCCCUUUCUCUCACGCAUACGGCAGCAGGUUUACGUUAUAACUUUUAUCGAGCGUCCCGAAACACACAUUAUAUUUUAUAUAUUUCAAAAAAAUCAUUGCCAGAUACUUAGCUUCGAUGCAUCAUCAUCAUCAUCAUCAUCAUGGAUGGCCGAUGGAUGUUGGGGUCCCAAGGUGCUUGAAUGGAGACCCCGCACUACAAAGUGCAGUGUUGUUCGACCCCCCUGGUAGACUGACGACAUCAAACGAGUCGCAGGUAUUCGCUGGAUGCAGGUGGCUCAGUAUCGUGAUGUUUGGAAGUCCCUACAUAAGGCCUAUGUCCUGCAGUGGACGUCCAUCGGUUGAUAUGAUGAUUAUGAUGAUGAUGAUGAAACUCAAACCGAUAAAAAAGACGUUUCUUUGUAAAGAAAAGAACAAAGUUGAUGUUGAUUUAAAACAAACAAAUUGUUAAUUAUAAAUAACUGGCAAAAUGAAAAAAAAAUGAGGAAACUCUGAUUAAAACACCGCGACAUAUCUGGGACGGAGAGAUUUUCCUACCUACUUACCGUUUAUAAGAAAUAUGCAAUAAAUAUACAGCAAAUGA
Messenger RNA from Bicyclus anynana (squinting bush brown), 2599 nucleotides. RefSeq lists its product as uncharacterized. The record is from RefSeq and is a predicted model, not a curated record. The transcript is spliced from 6 exons. NCBI's taxonomy places the organism in Eukaryota, Metazoa, Arthropoda, Insecta, Lepidoptera, Nymphalidae. The coding region runs from base 707 to 1930 and encodes 407 amino acids.